AGUUCGGAGUCGGAGCAGCGAAGUGGCAGUACUGCCUGCAACGUGUUUGCCAUCGAAUAUAGUACUCGUACAACAAUUGUAUGAAGUUUGGCCCUGGCAGCGAUUUCUUCAAUCCCUUGGUGUCACCCUUUGGGUGCAUCACUAGUCAUUGGUACCUUUGGUGCUGUUCGAUGAUAAUGUGGUCCAUCAGAAGGCGCACAAUGCCCCUUGGACCGCUUGGUCUACCUUGGAUCUGCAAUAGACAUCAGAUGCCUACUGUUAAACCAUGGAGAAUGUUUGCAAAGUGGAAUGAGCAAUACAGUCCAGUGAUGUCUAUAUUCCUCAGACGCACGCCUGUCAUAGGUGAUUAUUCCCCGGUUCUGGCAUAGAUAUGCUAGGCUUCCAGUCCUUCAGUCUUAG
Messenger RNA from Suillus subaureus, 399 nucleotides. RefSeq lists its product as uncharacterized. Gene Ontology annotation, molecular function: oxidoreductase activity, acting on paired donors, with incorporation or reduction of molecular oxygen; heme binding; monooxygenase activity. The record is from RefSeq and is a predicted model, not a curated record. NCBI's taxonomy places the organism in Eukaryota, Fungi, Basidiomycota, Agaricomycetes, Boletales, Suillaceae. Bases 81 to 368 code for a protein of 95 amino acids. The transcript is spliced from 4 exons.